GUCUGAAAUUACGCACCGUUGAUUCGGUUCUUACAGUUUGGCAAAAAGUCCAACGAAAUUGGUGCCGACUGGAGCCGAUUUUUAUGCUGUCCGACGAUAUACGAUCGCAGUUGCCUGAGGACAGCAAAAGAUUUGAAGCUUUGGAUGCUGAAUGGAAAGAUCUGAUGCUGGACGCCUCGCAGCUCUCGAAUGCAGUAGAGAUUUGCUGUGCUGAAGGGCGAGAGGAG
Messenger RNA from Perkinsus marinus ATCC 50983, 227 nucleotides. RefSeq lists its product as hypothetical. Lineage: Eukaryota; Perkinsozoa; Perkinsida; Perkinsidae. The record is from RefSeq and is a predicted model, not a curated record. The annotation marks the transcript as partial. The transcript has a single exon.